AUGGCGCGAAACAAGAAUGAUGAUUCAGAAGGUGAUAUUGAACAGCAACCACUGUUACAACAGAACGAUUAUAAUGAUGAUAUUGUUGUAGAGGAACCACAGAAGGAAAGCGCAUGGAGGACACAGUUUAAUGCAUUGAAGGCAUCGUUGGGCACAAAGGAGGGUAUCCUCAUCAUGGUCUAUGCUCUAUGUUAUAUCUUCUCUGGUGUGAUCAACUCUGUUCUACUCAAGUUGACAAUGAACUCAUUCAACAACUAUGGUUUCUUUUUGAAUCAAUUGACAAACUAUGGAUUCAUUCCAAUCUUUGGUUCAGCAGCAGCUUACAAGUUAUUUUUCACAAACGAUAUCCCUAAAGAGACUCGUGACUUCCCAAUUUAUAAAUUCUUGAUCAUGGGAGCACUUGAUGCAGUAACAGGUUACUUUGUAGUUAUUGGAGGUAUUGGUACAUCAGGUCCAAUGCAACAACUACUGAAUCAGGCAAUUAUCCCAUUCACAAUGUUGACUUCAUUGAUAUUCCUCAAGCAAAGAUAUACUUUGGUACAGGUACUAGGCGCAUUGGUCAUUAUUGCCGGUGUGUUCAUCUCACUGGUGCCAGCGCUCAUUGGCAAGUCUGAUGCCAACAACAAGCUCUUCUGGAACUUCUUCUUCCUGUUGUCCAUGAUUCCAUUCGCCGCGUCCAACGUCUACAAGGACAUUGGUUUCCAAUCGGUCGAGGACAUGGAUGUGUGGUACCUGCAGUUCUGGGACUGUUUCUUCCAGGGCAUCGUCGGCACAUUCCUUUUCCCAAUCAAUGACAUCCUGCCACCACCCGCCACCGUCAAGUUUGACCAGGUCAUCCCGUCGCUCAAGGACGGCGCUCUGUGUCUUGCCGGACAAAACUCAAUCACCAACGCCACCAACCCAUUCUGUUACGAGCCCUCGGCCACCAUCCCCUGUGACAACUGCCACAACGCCUACAUUAUCGUCAUCUGCUACCUGACCAUCAACAUCGUCUACAACGUGUUCAUUCUGCUGGUGCUCAAGCACGCCGGUGCCACCGUCUACUCGAUUGCCAACACAGUCAGACUGCCCCUGACCAACAUUGUGUACUCGAUGAAGUUCUUGGUGCCCGCCUCCAUCUACCAGCCCUUCUCCCUAUACUCUCUGGGUGGUCUACUAGUCAUCCUUACGGGCCUGAUCACCUAUCGUGUUGGUUCCAUGAUCAAGAGUAAGAACUCUGCUGCAGCCGGCGAAGUGGAGCAGCCGCCCAAGUUCAUUCCUGGUAUCGGACCAGCCGGAGUGGAUGUUCUGCCCGCUGGACCACUGCAGAAACCAUUGAUAGAGCCCAAGACACCGGCCUAUCUUCGUAACCAAUUCUUUGGUAAACUAGGUAUCCCCAUUCCCGAGAGUAGAUAUAGCGCUGCCAACAACAAUAGUUCAAUCAAUGACGUCGAGGAGUAA
Messenger RNA from Acytostelium subglobosum LB1, 1440 nucleotides. RefSeq lists its product as hypothetical. The transcript has 3 exons. Gene Ontology annotation, molecular function: xenobiotic transmembrane transporter activity. Gene Ontology annotation, biological process: xenobiotic transport. The coding region runs from base 1 to 1440 and encodes 479 amino acids. The record is from RefSeq and is a predicted model, not a curated record. Lineage: Eukaryota; Evosea; Eumycetozoa; Acytosteliales; Acytosteliaceae.